AUGUCUGCAAGCCAAAACGUGCCCCCUAGAGCUCAUCGAAGAGUUGUGCGGGAUGUUCCCAUUGUUCGACAACCAGGACUUAACGUCGCAGGUCAGUCGUUGGCAAACCAGCUUGGCUGUGCAUCGGAGAUACCAGAGUCGAUGAACACACCUGAACUACCCCCUCGCAUCUAUCCUCCCCCCACUUUCUCGAAUGAUAACUACACCUCUAUUCCGCCCAAUUUCCAGGGCAACAUCCCUUUACCAAGGGCAUCCUGUUUUACUGGGAUGGCCCCCCACGCUGCGGGGCCUGAUCGGGUUCAACGGUCAUUUGCACCUGCAGGUGACGUUGCAUCUCGAUAUCGUAUGGUAUACACAUACUUGCCUCUUCGUGGUGCGGAAAAAUCUCGUCAAGAAUAUACCGAUGGUGUUGUUUUUAGAGACGAGACUAUGGGAGUACAAAAGUCUACCACACGACGAUACAAGCUUCCACCUGUUAGACCCCCAAGGGAGUCGCUCGUGUCAGAUCCAGAGCCGACGCCACUUGCUACCACCGCUCCCCCCUCUGCAUCAUUGACUGUCGCAAGAGCUACACAUGCUACUGUGGGACCUUUGGUCAACGAAAAGGACUCAAAAACCGUUAUGAAGGAUGCUAAGAACCACGUAGUUGUAGAAACACUGAAUAAGUGUGCUUUCCACGAUUCAUCUAGUCGAACGACUGUCGUAGGACGUGCACUUACUGAUGCGUGUUCGCUCAUUAUCACCAAAGAUAGCUUGAGAAAACUUUGGGUUGACGAAAAUCUAUCUGCACUAUACAAGACCGUCAUUACGCCGAUGUCUACAAUACUCAAUCGCUUCAAGCAAUCUGCACAAGACCUCGUUGAAAUUCUAUACAGCCUCCAACUAUCGAUUUGGACCGACUUGACGGCCCAGAUUAACCACACUAAAUCAACUGUCGCAUUUCUGAUUCGCGAUGACAGUCUCAAUUAUAUAUUUGGCGAUUCAGUUAUGCUAGACGACGGUCGAAACUUUCGCUUCCCAUUUGAACACAACGCAAUUAUUCAAAUUGCAUUGCGUGCUGCUUUUCGCGAUGGCUAUGAUAGAUUCAUUGAUUCGGACAGCAGUCUCGACAAUAUCAUGGCAUUGUCUGCGACGGCUGCAUGCUGCAGCCUGCACGAGUUCUCGACCGGCGACCUCUCCAAUGUUGCUAUCUAG
Messenger RNA from Suillus fuscotomentosus, 1194 nucleotides. RefSeq lists its product as uncharacterized. The record is from RefSeq and is a predicted model, not a curated record. NCBI's taxonomy places the organism in Eukaryota, Fungi, Basidiomycota, Agaricomycetes, Boletales, Suillaceae. The coding region runs from base 1 to 1194 and encodes 397 amino acids. The transcript is spliced from 6 exons.